AUGAGCAAGUUCCUCCAACGUCUAUCCAAAACACCUUCGUCCACUUCUGCUACUUCAACUUCGUCCAAUUCGAUCACUGAACCGUAUUUUCUCCGUAAUACAAGAACUAUACCCUCAGCACCUCACUAUUCGUUGAGUGUGGUCUCAGAUUUGCUUUACACCUUAGGGUAUAAGAAGGACGUUACCAAACAGAAACAAGAAUGGUUAGAAAAUGCAAUAUACGGUAUAACUCAGGAAGUUCUAACAAAAACACACGAUAAGCAUAGUAAAUCCAGAAAUAAAUCCGGACAUUCGAUUUAUGAUAGUCAGUUCAUCAGAACAAUCAAAGUGACAACUGAUGAUUUUGACAAAUUAAAAGAACGCAAGUCUCAUGAUUACGAAUUGAAUCAUUUCGACGCUGUACAGAGAUAUAUUGCAGAAGUAGAAAAGGAUUUUGCUGAAGUUGAGCCUGUUUCGAUGGUCAGAGAAGAGCACACUAUGUCAACUGUGUAUGCUCCCAUUUCGAUUGCAAGAAGUGAGGGAGUGAAUCAUACCUUAUGA
Molecule: messenger RNA, 540 nt
Organism: Kwoniella shivajii
Lineage: Eukaryota; Fungi; Basidiomycota; Tremellomycetes; Tremellales; Cryptococcaceae
Exons: 1
Coding region: 1-540 (179 amino acids)
Source: RefSeq, a predicted model, not a curated record